Molecule: messenger RNA, 1057 nt
Organism: Drosophila persimilis
Lineage: Eukaryota; Metazoa; Arthropoda; Insecta; Diptera; Drosophilidae
Gene: Sbp2
Product: selenocysteine insertion sequence-binding protein 2
Exons: 3
Coding region: 16-975 (319 amino acids)
Biological process (GO): selenocysteine incorporation
Cellular component (GO): ribonucleoprotein complex
Molecular function (GO): ribonucleoprotein complex binding; mRNA 3'-UTR binding; selenocysteine insertion sequence binding
Source: RefSeq, a predicted model, not a curated record
GAAAAAUUCGGAAAAAUGCUGCGCCGUUCGGACAAAUUAAAUAUUAUAGAUCACAACACGUUCCACAAAAUCCAAAAGGAUGAAGGAGAAACAGCCCCAAGACUACCUCGCAGCUCCAAGUACAAAAAUAAGCACAAGAAGCCCCAGCUGCAAUGCACGCUCCUCGAUUUUGUUGUCAAGUCGCGACAGACGCAAAAGCAGAACAAGGCUAAAAAGCUAAGGCGUCCACAUCUGACCAUCACAAAACCCCUAUAUGAAGCAAAGCGCAAAGGGAAAACUCGCCUUAAUCCCAAGAAAAAGGUCACUGGAUUGAAAAUGAUGAUAUGCAGCUAUCGCAGGCUGAAGAAGCAAAAUAUGUUAAACGUUCCAAUCCCUAAAUACGAGGAGGAGCUCAGAAAGAAGCUGGAUUGCCUGUUGCUGGAUACAGAGGUUUCUAAAGAAAGGGAGCAGAAACUGGAAAAACUCCGUGCCAAAGAGGAACAUCUACAAGACAAAGUCCAUCCAAUACAUUCGCGACGCUUCAGAAGCUAUUGCGACAACUCCACCAGGCCACAGCUCAAGCUGUUAACCACCCAGCUCUUGAAGGAUCUGAGUCGCUUCCAGAAACGCGCCUAUACCAAAAACGAGAUCAAGGCACGGGCACAUCCUCGCUUCGUUUUGGGCAUCCGGGAGGCUUUAGCGCGGCUACGUAUACAAAAAGUAAAAUUUCUAAUCAUGGCCACCGAUUGUGAGAUUUGCCCAGGAGAACGUGGCCUGGACGAAACGAUUGAUGGCUUGAAGGACUUGUGCCAGCAGCAAAAAGUGCCCUACUGCUUCUCGCUUUUACGACGCGAGCUGUCCUAUGCCCUUCAGAAGCGUGCACAGAUCUCUUGUGUGGCCAUUUUGGAUUACGAUGGGGCCAAUGUCAUAUUUAAUGAUCUUCUCAGUGAGUUGAAAGAGGCCAAAGCAGAGUACAAACAAAUGACUGCAGUGUGAUGGUUUUUUAUGUGCUGAAAUUGAACAUAAGUGCAGGAAAAGGUGCAAACAAGACAAAAUAUACAUCAGCAUCAUCUUCAAA